Messenger RNA from Gambusia affinis (western mosquitofish), 5968 nucleotides. RefSeq names its product potassium voltage-gated channel subfamily A member 2-like. Lineage: Eukaryota; Metazoa; Chordata; Actinopteri; Cyprinodontiformes; Poeciliidae. Gene Ontology annotation, molecular function: protein binding; delayed rectifier potassium channel activity. Gene Ontology annotation, cellular component: juxtaparanode region of axon; dendrite; membrane. The coding region runs from base 100 to 1602 and encodes 500 amino acids. The transcript has a single exon. Gene Ontology annotation, biological process: protein homooligomerization; potassium ion transmembrane transport. The record is from RefSeq and is a predicted model, not a curated record.
AGGUGCCUGUGCCCGAGCCCACAGGUGCAAAGAACUUUCACAUCCAGCCCACUGUGGCCCCAUCCUGCCUGAAAGCUGCAGGCCCCAUCUUCCUCCACCAUGACGGUUGCCACCAGCGACCCUACAGAUGAAGCAGCAACGCAUUCAGGUCAGCCUCAUGACCAGUAUGACCCAGAGCCAGACCAUGAGUGUUGCGAGAGAGUUGUCAUCAACAUUUCAGGCUUGCGCUUCGAGACUCAGCUGAAGACCCUAUCUCAGUUUCCAGAUACACUGCUGGGUGAUCCCAAGAAAAGGAUGAGAUAUUUUGAUCCCCUCCGGAAUGAGUACUUCUUUGACCGGAAUCGGCCGAGUUUUGAUGCUAUCCUGUAUUACUACCAAUCUGGUGGGAGGCUCCGCCGGCCUGUCAAUGUGACUCUAGACAUAUUUUCUGAGGAAAUCCGAUUUUAUGAGUUGGGUGAGGAGGCUAUGGAAAUUUUCAGAGAAGAUGAAGGUUUUAUAAAGGAAGAGGAGAGGCCACUGCCAGAAAAUGAGUUUCAGAGACAAGUGUGGCUUCUGUUUGAAUAUCCAGAGAGCUCGGGUCCAGCUCGAAUCAUUGCCAUCAUUUCCGUCAUGGUGAUUCUUAUAUCGAUUGUAAGCUUCUGCCUGGAAACACUGCCACUUUUCCGAAAUGAAGAUGAGGAGAUGUACAAUUACCCACUGCAUUCCAUGUCCAACUCCACCUCUACGUAUGACCCCUCAAAAUAUUUUACAGAUCCUUUCUUCAUUGUGGAGACCCUCUGCAUCAUCUGGUUUUCUUUUGAGUUUCUCGUUCGAUUUUUUGCCUGUCCAAGCAAAGCUGGAUUUUUUGGUAACAUUAUGAACAUUAUAGAUAUUGUGGCAAUUAUUCCAUACUUCAUCACCCUGGGCACAGAACUUGCGGAAAGGCCAGAGGAUAGCCAGGCUGGCCAGCAGGCCAUGUCCUUGGCCAUACUCCGUGUCAUCCGUCUAGUAAGGGUGUUUCGCAUCUUCAAGCUCUCACGUCACUCUAAGGGUCUCCAGAUCUUAGGACAGACACUGAAGGCCAGUAUGCGUGAGCUGGGCCUCCUAAUCUUUUUUCUGUUUAUUGGUGUAAUUCUCUUCUCUAGCGCUGUCUACUUUGCAGAAGCAGACGAGCCACAUUCACAGUUUAGCAGCAUCCCUGAAGCAUUUUGGUGGGCAGUGGUUUCCAUGACCACUGUAGGCUAUGGAGACAUGGUACCGACCACUAUUGGAGGAAAAAUUGUGGGCUCUCUCUGUGCAAUUGCUGGUGUGCUGACUAUUGCCUUGCCCGUGCCUGUCAUUGUAUCAAAUUUUAACUAUUUCUACCACAGAGAGACAGAGGGUGAGGAACAAGCGCAGUAUCUGAAUAUCCCAAGUGUGCCUAAAGGCAAUUCUGCUGAUGAUCUGAAGAAGAGUGGUCGAAGUGGGAGCGGAUCCACCCUCAGUAAGUCUGACUAUGUUGAGAUCCAGGAGCCUGUUAACCACAAUACUGAGGACUUCAGACCAGAGGGCAAAAAAACAGGAAACUGCACUCUGGUCAAUACUAAUUUCGUAAAUAUCACUAAAAUGCGUACAGAUGUAUAAUGUGACUUGCAAUGGAAGGUCAAACAUUGUUAGUAUUGCAGGAAGGUGAAUUGAUGUCUCCCUCUGCUCAUAAAUUAUAGUACCAAGGAUAAGAAAGCAGAACAAGAUGAGAGCAAGAUGAACUCACACAAAGGGUAGAUGGAGAAGACCUCUAGUUCUCCUGUCACUCAGAAUAAACAGUGCACUUUCCAGAACUGCCAGUCAUCUUGUUUAGGAUAUUUUCAUGUCUGCAUGGAGUUAGUCUUAUACAGUAGAAAUAGUUUGUGACAGUGGUUGUCCUGCUUGCACCAGUAGCCAACUAGUAGCCUAAUUAAUAAUAAUAAUUCAUUAUUGCAACAUAAAGGGACCAGUAGUAUGUAUUAUAUUACGUAAACUGCUUCAGACAAAAAUGGACAGUCAAGAUCAUUUUAGUGUUAGCAUUUUUUAUGAAUUUGUAACCAAGCUUCUAAUGACAAAAGGUCUGGUGUGAGAAUUCAUGGCCAACUUUAAUCUGCUACUCAAACUGCAGAGGUCCCGAUUCAAAGAAAAAAAGAAUCACACUAUUCUGUCGGGGGAAUACUCAUCAGAGCAACAGAGAGUCUGAGACAGUCAUAAUGGUGUUUCAGUACAAGCAGAUUUGCAUUUAGCAUUCAUCCCUUUGCUCUGUUUCUUUUAGUAUAAACUAGAGGUCAAUUAUCUCUACUAAUAACCCAAACUAUUGGGCUAAUCAGUUCAGACAACUAGAAGAGUAAAAUAAAUGUUAUCUCUGAACGAUGAGAAUGUUUACUUUGUAUAUUUUUGAUAUUUUUGUAUUAUAUUUUUAUUGUGUUAAAUACAUGUCUCAUUUAUGUUUUCAAAGCUCAAGGAUAUAGGGAAUAUUUUCACUGUAUUGCUCAGAGUCAGUGCCUGUUUCUCUUUCACUGUAAGGGACCGUGGGGUACAACCUAACACCUUUUUUGCAAUCAUGUACACCCAUUGGACUUAGUUAUUCUUGUUUUAUUUUUUUUAUCUUAAUUUCAACAAUUUGAAUUGGUAAGUUGCAAAUGAAAACUCAAUAUCUGUUCUAGUAACCUACAAGUUUUGUAAAUCAUCACUGAAAGUGGCAGCAGAGAUAUUGUACAACUUUCUCUACAGGUGCUGUAAAUUGUUUAGCAAAUCUCUCUGAAUUUAAGUGGGAAGUGUCUGAAAAUAUGCACUGUAUUUUCAUUUGACAAAAUCUCAAAAUGCCUGGAUGUACACACUGCUUGACUCUAAGAAACUCUGUAAAAUGUCUGUGCUUGAAGUGACCUCCGUGUUAGGACAUGCCCCACAUUCCACAACCUAUAAUUGUCUGUGAAGUUAGAUGUUAACACCACUGCCCAACAUAAAUCUUUGCUGUUGUGGACUUCAAAUCAUUCCAUAUUAUGAAGAGAUUAAAGAGAAACUUUAAUAUGUCACGUACUUUAUCUUGAAGCUGAUUUUAGGUGCAUUCUAUAUAUAUUGCAGAAAACCGACCUUAUGUAUGCUUUUGAUUAUUUAUGCUUUAUACUGCAUCAUCCUCUAUUGUUUUUAGAACCACAUUCAACCAAAGAAGGAGCUCAACUGAAGUUACUUUGAGUGUUAUAAGGUCUGUCAUUUACCUGGAGUGUUACAUAUUUUUUGUGGCUGUUAUUCAGGUAUGAAAUCAUUGUUAGCAUUUUAAAAUCUAUGUAGAAACUUGCUGACAACAUUAAGCGGUACUGUAGCUGCAGUAGAAACAUUAAUACUUACUUAUUGACUUUAUGUAAUGCUUUACUUCUUCAUGCCUACUUCCCCCUGUCAUUUUCUGCCAAUCAAUAAAUCUGAAUUAGUAAACUUUGUUCUUCUGGAACAAAUCAAAUUAAGGCACCUAUUUUCCUGCACUGUAGAUGCAGGCUGCCAUGUUCCCUCUUGUAUCUUAGGCUGAAAAAACAUGCAAUUAUUACCCAUAACAUAAUCACUGACAGAAGAAGUUGAUAACACUGGACUCUGUUAUUGUGUCUCUUGUUUGUUGGAAGGAUAUACUAGGUAGCAAGAGUGCAUUUUCCCCUCAAAUAUAAUGUGUUAGAAGAAAAUGGGUUGUCAUGGUUGGAAGCAAAUUUGAGGAGAGAUAACUUGUGUUGCAUGAUCAUCUUCAAAACUGCUUCUUUUGAGGGGCAUGCCAGUACACUGUUAGUAUCUAACUAUGAGGAUUCAAGGAAGGGACAACGGUUGACUAAUCCAGGCGUUGAGCGAUGAGUGUGCCGUGUGGCCUAAUGCAACAGAUGAGCAACUGUAGCUCAAAUUGAAGAAGAAGUUAAUACUGGUGCAUGUGCAUUGUUCACAUGGAAAACAAGUGGAAUCAAGAUUCACUGUGAGAACUAGCAAGCCGGCGGAGUUAAUAUGAUGGUCGUUCAAUAUUAUGCUGGGAAUCCUUGUGCAGUUUGCUUAUAGUAGGAAACACAGAGUAUCCAGCAAACUAAAGAAAGAACAUUAGGAACAUAGUGGAUAGCUUGCUGUCCUGUAUGAUGUGCGGUGUGGCCUGCCUCUUAUGCAUAAGCAAUAAAUCUGCUCCCAGACUGAAUAAAUUUUGUGUUGCUCCAUUGUUUGUUCUCUUAUGAAAAAGGUGCAGGGAUUUAUAUUUUUGGUGCUUGUCAGUCAGUGAGGUUUUUUUUUUUUUUUCCUUCCUGUUCAACAAACAUUUUGGCAACACCUUCUUAAAUACGUAGCUGCAUGAUGUUAUCCCUGUGGUCUGGUCUCCUUUCAGAAGUACAGCGUGAAAGUUUACCAGAAAGAAUCAAAGCGCCCUGGUCUAUACAUUUGUGUAAGCACCUUAGAAGGAUAUACAGCUAACACUACUGAUACACAACACACCUUUAGGGAUCUGGUGGAAAAGUCAGAGAUAUUUCAACAGCAAAACAGAGCAAACACUCUAUGUUAUGCCUGAUUGUUAUAUGUAUCUCAGUUGUUUAGCAUCCUAUUAGCUCAACUGUUGUAUCAAUCUAUUAUGCAUAAAUGCAGUAAUGUAGAACAGGCAGGGUUGCCAUUUACUGUUCCUCCUUAACUUGUAUUAUUCUGCUUUUGUAGAGCUACUCGCCCUUUAAAGUUGUAGCAUGCUGUAGAAUGAAUAACAUUUAAGUGUUAAACUGACUUAACUAUAUUCCAAUACUCACUUGGGUCACAAUCCAUUAUAUGAGAGUGCUGUAUGUCUAUGAGUCCUUAUGACUCGACAGAUAAUUUAUGACAGGAAAUAGAGAAAGUAUGAUUAUAGUCCUGGAAAUCUAGAGUUGGACGUAAGCUACUCAUUCUUUCGCCCAACAAGUCAGUGUCUUGAAUACUGAAAUGCUGUCCAAAUAAAAGCACAACAGCUACUACCUGCUGCCAGCCCAGUAGAUGCAACAAGAUACAUAGUUAGAGUUUUUGCUCAGCUGAGUGUAUUAUAAUGCUCCAAGGAAAUGUCUGAGUGCUCCUCUCACUGACAUAUCGUUCCAUCAAGCUUGAUGUGUGGCGUACAUUCGUAUCUGUGCAUGUUUGUGCUCGGGAGAGACUAGAGGAAUGGAAAGCUUCUACACACACACAAGCCGAGUGUUGAGCUUUUAGAGACAAUGUUGUAGCUAGUCCUGUUAAUGCUAGCUCAAAUGACAGAGGCGGUCAUUGUGUUCUAAUGUGUACCUGUGUACUGUUGACAGCUGCAUACAUAACAUAUGUAUACAUCUAAUAUGGGACGCUGACAGAAUGCCCUGUUACACAGGAGAUGUUCUUCACAAAGGAUGUGUUGGCUUACGGGAUAAGCUAUAGUGUCUGCCAAGGCCUAUAUUGCAGGAAGCAUGAAAAAAUGUCUUAGGAUGCAGUACAUCUGAUAAAGGUUGUAAAAUAAACACUGCCUACACCCAAGUUUCUAUUCUUUUUCUUUUUUUACAGUGGUUUGUGCUUCUCUAAACUCUGUUAUUGAACAUCUAUGCCACUUUAAGUUCAGCCUUGGGCCCUGUUCUUUCAGUUCUUGUUACCAAGCACACAACUGAAGUGACACACUGCCGAGACAAAAUUGUUCUCCUGGAGAAUCCAACAGGAGUCAAAGAACAGAAUGUGAACUGCAGAAAACGCCUCCAGCUGGUGGAUAUUUACACACAAAAACCCACAACCGACCAUUUGAACAUAUAGCUUGUGUACUAAUAUGUACAUACACUGCCUAUGGAAAAUGAUUUUAAUGGACAUGCCUGAGGAUGGAAAACCUACAUGUGGCUUUGUGUAGCCUAAAGACCACCAAGGACUAAAACCUACAGAUGAUUGCACUUGUGUAGCCAUGCUAAUCUAUCUAAAGUUUCCAGCUGCUUUAAUGCUUUAAAUGAUGUCUUAUGUCUAAAAAUGCUUUAAGCUACUGCUAUGUAUAGACUCCAAAACUGAGAUAUAU